AUUGGUUUGCUCAACGAACGCUUCAUCGGCAUUAUUUCCCGGCUUCAAAGGUUUCUCUCUCUUCUCUUUCUCUCUCUUCAACCUCCAUUGAUUGCUUUCUCAAUUCUUCCUUUCUUUCUCUCUUUCCCCUUCUUUCUUUCUUUCUCCAUAUCCUUCAUUUCAUUUUUCUUUUUUUCUCUCCCUUUUUAGGGUUUUCUUCAUUUCCCUUCCUCCCCCCUUUUUCUCUCUUCUGUUUUUUUCCACCCACCUGCCGGACCUCCGAACCUCCUCCACAUUCAUCACGGCGUCUAAGUUACUGGGUUUCUUUCUUUUUGUCCUCAGGUUCACGAUCUGAGGCCCCCCCACCUCCACCUCCACCCCCACCCCACCCCUUUCUCACAAUGAGCGCUUCAAGGUUCAUCAAGUGCGUCACCGUUGGAGAUGGAGCUGUUGGCAAAACUUGUCUCCUUAUCUCCUAUACCAGCAACACCUUCCCCACUGAUUAUGUGCCUACGGUUUUUGAUAAUUUCAGUGCAAAUGUAGUUGUGAAUGGGAGCACUGUUAACCUAGGGUUGUGGGAUACAGCCGGACAGGAGGAUUAUAACCGGCUAAGGCCUUUGAGUUAUCGUGGGGCAGAUGUUUUUAUAUUGGCAUUCUCUCUCAUUAGCAAGGCCAGCUAUGAAAAUGUUUCUAAAAAGUGGAUUCCAGAGUUGAAGCAUUAUGCUCCAGGAGUGCCUAUUGUUCUGGUUGGAACUAAGCUUGAUCUUCGAGAUGAUAAGCAGUUCUUUAUUGAUCAUCCUGGCGCAGUUCCUAUUUCAACAGCUCAGGGAGAGGAGCUUAGAAAGCUGAUUGGAGCUCCAGCAUACAUCGAGUGCAGCUCAAAAACUCAGCAGAAUGUGAAGGGAGUUUUUGAUGCAGCAAUUAGGGUUGUACUUCAACCUCCAAAGCAGAAGAAAAAGAAGAGCAAAGCUCAGAAAGCAUGCUCGAUAUUAUGAGCAAAAUUCUAGUUGUGAAAACAUGACACCACCCUUUGUCUCAUCAACGGGUAGUUUGUUACUGCUUUCCUGGAAACGACGUGGUAUCGAAUUAAAAGACGAGAUGUUCCUGACCUUUAUUAGCCUUUGGUUUUAAUUAUGUACUAAUAGAGAUUUGGAUACGGGAAUGCGACAACAGUUAGGAAAGAAAGAAGGCAAUGUGUUUGGAAAAGGGCAGUUGGAGUUUGUAUGAUGUGCUUUGAAAAGUGUAUGUAUGGAGGGAAGAAGGGGAAGGGGAUUUGUAAUGCAAGUGCAAGUGCAAGUGCAAGUGUGUGCUUCAAAGAGAAACAUUGAUGGAUUCUUUUAUUUAUAAAUUUGCAUUCUGACUUUGACACUUAGUGGUUUUGUUUUGUAGUAUAGAGCCAUAAAUAGUUCUUUGGAGUUAUUUCUACUUCAAAUGAAGCUCCCAAGCUUUGAGUUAGCUUGAGUUUUUAAGUUC
This is a messenger RNA of Cucumis sativus (cucumber), 1452 nucleotides long. RefSeq names its product rac-like GTP-binding protein ARAC1. Gene Ontology annotation, molecular function: GTPase activity; GTP binding; protein kinase binding. The record is from RefSeq and is a predicted model, not a curated record. Gene Ontology annotation, cellular component: cell projection; plasma membrane; cell cortex. The transcript is spliced from 8 exons. Bases 381 to 974 code for a protein of 197 amino acids. NCBI's taxonomy places the organism in Eukaryota, Viridiplantae, Streptophyta, Magnoliopsida, Cucurbitales, Cucurbitaceae. Gene Ontology annotation, biological process: actin filament organization; regulation of cell shape; regulation of actin cytoskeleton organization.